Molecule: messenger RNA, 652 nt
Organism: Caenorhabditis elegans
Lineage: Eukaryota; Metazoa; Nematoda; Chromadorea; Rhabditida; Rhabditidae
Gene: spp-24
Product: Saposin B-type domain-containing protein
Exons: 3
Coding region: 51-605 (184 amino acids)
Source: RefSeq, marked reviewed
GCUCCACCCAUUUGGUUUUCAAAAGACAAUCAUUCAGAAAACUGGGAGAUAUGCUCGUAAAGUUUUUGUGCUUAGUGUUACCAGUGUAUAGUAUUCCAAUUGCCCCAUCUUUUAAGGACUUACAGACAAUAAAACCGGACUACAAAUUAAUAAAGUAUACAUUUUCACGUGAUAAUGAAACCGAUGUCAUGAGUCCGGAUCCUCCGAGUCUUCAACUUAUUCCACUGGAUUUUCUUUGCGAAUUCUGCCAAGUUGUGAUUUUGAAGCUCAAAGAACGGCAAAAAACAGAAACCAAUUUUGAAGAGACAAUCAAAAAAGAAUGCCUAAAUUCGACAGAUGAUUCGAGUAGCUUGUGUGAUGUGAUAAAUAGAGUGAAUCUGGAACGACUGAAAAAAGGAGAUCCAAAGGAUAUAUGUGAAAGUCAGGGAAUGUGCAAUGGGUCUACUGGCACGACAACUAAAGACAAUGGACCGCCUGGUGUGUCACCUAAUCAGAGUAUGGGAACCCCUGCAAAGCCUGCAAAUGAGAUAGAACGACAUUUAACAAUCGAUGAAAAAUCUGUGAAUGCAACGUUAAAUGUUGAAGACAUAGCUCCUUAUAAUUAAUAUAUGUGUGUUUUUUUUAAAAUAUAAAUAAACACAAAAUUGAGCAU